UCCCCUACUUUAUGCAAACAUUGAGGAAAUGUCUUCAGAAGAAAUAGUAAGUGUUGUAAGAAGUGAGGUAAUGCCUUUGGAGUAUGGUGGGAUGGACUCAAAGAGCAGUCCAUCUAGUUCGGAAAGGACAGUGGAGGGGGUGGGAGGAGGUGAGGUAGUUGGAGUUGGGGGUGAUAGUGUACCCAUCACUAUGGUAGAAGUGGAGGGUAGGAGAGAGAGGUGCUGUGAUGUAGAUGCAGACAUAGUGUCACGCCCCAGAACCCAAAUCCGGAGACGUGGCAGACGCUGUGCACUUGUAAGAUGGGUCCCACAAGUGCACAAGAUUCAUUCUCACCCAACCAAGAGCAAAUCACGGACAGGGAUGGGAAGAGCUGCAGAUCUGAAAAAGUCUGGCUUUAGGGAGAGUUCUAAGCCCCACAUCUUGCCAGCUGGUGUAGAGGAGAGGGCAUGUUCUGUUCCUCGAGAUCAUUGGAUGCCCGUGUAUGUCCACUAUUUAGCAGCCGGACUUAGGUUUCCAAUUCCUGAGUUGCUAGGGGGUAGCAGGAAAGAUAAGGGGUGGUAUUAUUUCACCCCUAGAGUAGCAAAUAGGGAGAGUAGAGCUUUAUUUACUGCGAGUCCUUCAUCCAUUAAAGGAUGGAAGGAAAAAUUUUUAUUUGUAGAUGAUAUGGAGUGGGAGAGGGGGGAUGCUGAGGUGGAAGUGUUGUCUUCUUGGAAGGCUAAGAAAGCCAACCAGAAUAACGUAGAAUGCAUAGAAGCUGCUGAGCUCUAUGAGCCAAGCGCUCUAAGUGAAGCUGAAAUGGACAAAUUUUUGGGCGCUGCAAGAGGAGUGGCCAUCCCCAAGAAGCCAAGGAAGAAGUCAAAGACUUCAACCAAGCAAGUGGAUAAGGGAGGAGUUGGAAAGGAGAAGAAGAAGGUGGUGGAGGAAGAGGAGAGGGGGAGCGAGGUUCCCCAGUUCGUACCUCAGCCUCCUCUUGUUGAGCUCGACCCUAAGCUAAGGGAGUUUGAAGAGGGGGUUGAGGUACGAGCUCUCGGCAAGGGAAAGGGCCUUGUUCCCCCGUUGUCCUUGCAGAGCAGCCUGUUCGAGGCGAAGAACACGAUGGGGGCGAGUAGGUUUAUCAAUUCCACCUUCCUCGAAGUGGACAAGCGUCACGCACGGGAGGAAGCUUUGAGGUACUGUGGGGCUUUAGUAGUGAAACAUGUUUUGGAGAAGGAGAAGGAAGAACUGGAGAAGAAAAAUAAAGAGAUGCAAGAGGUGCUGGACAAGGUGGUUCCAGCUGUGAAGCAGCUAGACGAGCGUGAGGCUCAAGAGAAAGAGAUAAAGCUAAUGAAGGAAGCUGUGGUGGAGCUGAAGAAGAAUAUGCAGCUGUUGGUGCACAAUGGGAUGGAGGAACACAUCACCAACUUCAUCAGCUCCAGCUCGUUUGACAACAUCGUCAACCUUUACCGGCUGCCAACUACCAUCCUUGCCUUCACAGAUUGCAAAAAGAAGGUGAAGGCUGAAUAUCCCGAGGUGGAUAUUACAAAGAUCACCUUCGGCGAGCAAGAAGAGGGAGUGGAGGAGAAUGACGGAUGCACUGUUUUCCCUCCAAGUUUCGACUUCGAGUUCGUUGUAGUGAAGAAAGAAGAGGCAGAGGUAGGGGAAAAUGAAGUGGGGGCAGGAGUGGAAGGAAUUGAAGUGGAGGAGAGUCAACCACCUUAGCUAGUGGAGAUUCAUUCAAUUCCUUCUAACGAUGAGCAGCCUCCUCUGCUAGACGAGCAGCAGCCAACACAGCUACCUUUUCCAACUUAGCAGCAGCUAGUUCAGCCACCUCUUCCAGUAGAGGAAUAAAUGAUUUUUGUUUUUUAAUUUUUCUUUGAUAUUGUUAUUGUAAUAUCAGUAAAAUAAUUUGUUGUAAUAUUUUUAUUACUUUGAAUGAAAAUUUUAUUUUUGA
Messenger RNA from Rubroshorea leprosula, 1931 nucleotides. NCBI's taxonomy places the organism in Eukaryota, Viridiplantae, Streptophyta, Magnoliopsida, Malvales, Dipterocarpaceae. The record is from the annotation of a GenBank genome assembly.